Funneliformis geosporum is the source of this 761-nucleotide messenger RNA. The record is from the annotation of a GenBank genome assembly. NCBI's taxonomy places the organism in Eukaryota, Fungi, Glomeromycota, Glomeromycetes, Glomerales, Glomeraceae.
GGAACUACUCCUCAGCAAGAAGCCUUAGAGAGUAUGAAAGAGGAACUAGAAAAGGAACAACAAAAAAAAGCUAAAGCAAAUGGUCACAGCGAACUUAGUCUUGAUGAGGAAACCAAACAAUUUGAAUUCAGCAAUCCGGAUUCAAGUAAGAAAGAUAAUAACGCUCUUUUUUUUGGCACUGAAGGAACUGGAAAAACCUCUAUAGUUAGAAAGUUAACUUAUGAAACUGAUUGUUAUCCAUUAGUAGAAGUAAAAGGAUCUACUUUGAGUCCUACUAAAAAUGAUUCUAAUCUUUCAAUUGCUCCUCUUGAUAAAUUUAUUCUUACUCUUUGUGAUAUUGAUCAUACCUUAGUAAAUGAUUUUGGCUUUAAACGAGAAACCAAUGGCGAAGUUCGUUAUAUUCUUUUUGUUGAUGAGGCAGACUUAGUGAGUAGAACAGCAAUGAUCUUUGAUGCUACUUACUUGGUGUUUCUUAAAGAAUAUAUGAUUGCCCGUGCAGUAUAUCGCCCUGGUCGAUUAAGCAAUCCCUUAGAUUUUAAAAGCCCAGUUCUUAAUAAGGAGGACAAUAAGAAGAGAAGGAAUUUGAUGAUAAAGGAUACUGGACAACUACAGCACUUUGAUGGAAAAUUUAUUUCUCCAAAACCUCCAAAGAUUGAAGAUGUAGUAGAAAAAUCUGCCUCUAAAAUUGAUGAGACAUUAGCUGUUCGCUUAGAAGAAGUUAACAAGAGAGUAUCUGAAGUCAGAGAUGAAAUAACUGCGAG